Ixodes scapularis (black-legged tick) is the source of this 906-nucleotide messenger RNA. RefSeq names its product ER membrane protein complex subunit 10 (gene EMC10). Lineage: Eukaryota; Metazoa; Arthropoda; Arachnida; Ixodida; Ixodidae. The record is from RefSeq and is a predicted model, not a curated record. Gene Ontology annotation, cellular component: EMC complex.
UCCAAUCCAAUCCGCUCUCAAAAAAAUAAUUUUUUUAAUGUGUGUUGAAUUCUGUGUUUUUUGUACAAAAUGACCUCGCUACUCAUUCUGCCGGCAAUUCUCGCUGUUCUGUCCAGAUCAAUUCAUGCGAACGAUUUGGAAGACAAGCAACUGACGUUCAGCAUACACCAUUCACUUGAUGAUGGUCCAGACCCUGUGUACCUGCCUCGGGGCACCGUGACGAUUCCCUUGGCACGGACGGAAGACAGCGUCCUGCAUCAAGUGCCUCUUUCGACGGCCGACGUGGCGAAGCUGAGGAGACUGGCAGAGAACAACGGACUGUACAGAAUCCAGGUGGUUGACCAUCAGUCUGAGGACCCUCGAGCGACUGUGUCAUCAUUCAUGAAAGCCUGUUCGGUGUACGAAUCUGGGCUCACGGACUCGCUGACCCUCACGCUGGACCGCAACGGAGCUCUGCUAGGCACCACGGUUUUCAGCGGCCAGCAGUGCGAGGGCUCCCAUGUGCCGGACUACAGGCUGGCCUCCUUUAACACGACCCUCACAGUGUCCCUGGUCAACCUCGCCCCUGCACCGGACACACAGACAUACAUUAGACGGCUGGAACAAGAGAAGGCAGACAAGGCAAGGGGGGACAGUGGAGACAACCGAUCCUUCUUCGCCAAAUACUGGAUGUACAUCAUGCCGCUGCUCAUCUUUCUGCUGAUCUCCGGCGUCUCGAAUCCGGAGGGCCAGGGCAGCGGAGUUCCGGACGAUGAAGCGACUUGCGGCUGCGCAGCUCCAUCUUGUAACAUAUGCACAUAGAGAGCUUUCUAUUUGGACCUUGAAGAAGGUUUCCGGAGCAGAUGAACCGCUGGACGUGUGGUGUUGUGAGUGUCACGGUAGAGAACAAUAAAGACCUAUAAGAAA